AUGGACCCGCUGCAGUUCGCCUACAGGCCGGGCAUCGGAGUCGAGGACGCCAUCAUCUCCCUCCUCCAUCGCUCCCUGUCCCACCUGGAGAAACCCGGCUCCACUGUGAGGAUCCUCUUCUUUGAUUUCUCCAGUGCCUUCAACACCAUCCAGCCGAGGCUUCUCAGGGACAAGCUGGAAACAGCCGGAGUGGACUACGACCUGUCCCAGUGGAUCCUGGACUACCUCACAGACAGACCCCAGUUUGUGAGAACCAGGGAUUUUGUGUCGGAGGUCCUGACCUGCAGUGUGGGAGCCCCCCAGGGAACUGUCCUCGCGCCGUUCCUCUUCACCCUCUACACUGCGGACUUCAGACACAACACGGACGGUUGUGUUCUACAGAAGUUCUCUGACGACUCUGCCAUCAUCGGACUCAGCUCCGAGGACGAUGACACAGAGUACAGAGGAGUUAUACAGGACUUUGUGGACUGGUGUCAGAGGAACCACCUCCUCAUCAACGCGAGGAAGACCAAGGAGAUGAACCCCCUCCUCAUCAACGUGAGGAAGACCAAGGAGAGGAACCACCUCCUCAUCAACGCAGGGAAGACCAAGGAGAUGAACCACCUCCUCAUCAACGUGAGGAAGACCACGGAGAUGAACCACCUCCUCAUCAACACGGGGAAGACCAAGGAGAUGAACCACCUCCUCAUCAACGCAGGGAAGACCAAGGAGAUGAACCACCUCCUCAUCAACGCAGGGAAGACCAAGGAGAUGAACCACCUCCUCAUCAACGCAGGGAAGACCAAGGAGAUGGUGGUGGAUUUCCGCAGACGUCACUCUGCCGCUCCAGCUCCAGUGAACAUCCAGGGAAAGGACAUCGAGAGAGUGGACUCUUACAAGUAG
Messenger RNA from Knipowitschia caucasica, 882 nucleotides. Lineage: Eukaryota; Metazoa; Chordata; Actinopteri; Gobiiformes; Gobiidae. The record is from the annotation of a GenBank genome assembly.